Molecule: messenger RNA, 698 nt
Organism: Helianthus annuus (common sunflower)
Lineage: Eukaryota; Viridiplantae; Streptophyta; Magnoliopsida; Asterales; Asteraceae
Product: pathogenesis-related protein 1A
Exons: 1
Coding region: 1-474 (157 amino acids)
Cellular component (GO): extracellular region
Source: RefSeq, a predicted model, not a curated record
AUGGGGUCAUUUACUCUUAUUUUUUUCUUAACCACUCUAGCCACCAUCACCCAUGCACAAAACUCCCCACAAGAUUACUUAAAUGCUCAUAAUUCAGCCCGUGCCCAAGUUGGCGUUGGAAACAUGGUAUGGAACGCUACUGUCGCUGCCUAUGCUCAAAACUAUGCUAACCAAAGAAUAGGGGAUUGCAAUCUGGUCCACUCUGGUGGACCAUAUGGUGAGAACCUUGCCGAGGGUAGUGGAACCUUCACAGGUACCGCGGGUGUGAAUUUGUGGAUAGAUGAGAAACGUUAUUAUGAGUAUAUUACAAAUACAUGUACUAAUGGACAGGUUUGUGGACACUAUACUCAAGUGGUAUGGCGUAAUUCCAUUCAACUUGGUUGUGCUAGGGUUCAGUGCACUAACAAUGGUUGGUGGUUCAUUAUUUGCAGCUAUUAUCCUCCUGGAAAUUACGCUGGUCAAGCUCCUUACUAAACUAUAUGUUUUACACAUGUACUUUGUUGGUUACAAGUAUAUGAAUAAUUAAGUAACAAACAUGAGUGUGUGUAUAUAUAAUCUAGAGAAAAGCGAAUAUGGUCUUGUUAGUCAUAUAAGCUUAUAAAUUCGCACGAUGCGACGGGGUAACACUUUGCAUUGCUAUACUCGUUUAUUGUAGUUUUCUUAUUCGUAUAUAUUUAUUGCAGCAUCAUUGUCGUGGA